UAACGAGUCGAUGGAGAAGAACAUGAACGUUAUCUCCUGCGCUGAAGCCGUGUUUCUCUUUUUGGGUUGUUUUCUGGCCAUCGUCAGCAAUUUGGAGGCUCAGGACCCUUCAAAACUGAGCUUAGAUUACUACUCGAAAUCAUGCCCGACCGCGCAACAAGUCGUUCGGUCGGAAAUGGAAUGUGCAGUGCGCGCAGAUCCUCAUAACGCCGCCAUCAUCCUCCGACUUCAUUUCCAUGAUUGCUUUGUCCAGGGGUGCGACGGGUCAGUUCUUCUGGACGACACGGUUUCGAUGAUAGGGGAGAAGCAAGCAGAUCAGAACGUGAACUCGCUGAAAGGCUUCGACCUAGUCGACAAGAUAAAGGAGAAGCUCGAAGCUGAGUGCCCUGGAGUCGUCUCCUGCGCCGACCUCCUUGCCGUUGCUGCUAAAGACGCAGUCGUUCUGGUUGGAGGGCCUUACUGGGAUGUUCCAGUGGGAAGGCUGGAUUCGAAAAAGGCGAGUCUGGACCAAGCGAACACAGAUAUCCCUACUUCUGAUCAGGGCCUGGCCACCCUCAUCUCCAAGUUCUUGGCAAAGGGUCUGUCAGUCACCGACAUGGUGGCGCUCGUGGGAUCGCACACGAUCGGAGUGUCCCGAUGCGUGAACAUUCGCGACAGGAUCUAUGGCGACUUCCAACUAACGUCGAAAUCAGAAGCGGCGUCAUCUUUGUACCUUACCAAGCUGAAGGAGACCUGUCCUGCGAGGGGAGGGGACGACAAUACCAGCCCGAUAGACCACGUGACGCCCACCAUCUUCGACAACGCCUUCUUCGAGACCCUCCUGCACGGAGAAGGCCUGCUGAACUCCGACCAGGAGAUGUACUCGAGUCUCAUUGGAUUCCAGACUGCCGACAUUGUCGCCAAGUAUUGGGCCGAUACUGCGGCGUUCUUCAAACAGUUUGCUGAUUCUAUGGUCAAGAUGGGGAAUAUCACCAACCCUGAGGGUGGCGAAGUGAGGAAGAACUGCAGAUUUGUGAAUGCAUAAUUCCAAGAUUGGGUUUCGUUGAACUACGACUUCGUGCGUUCGUUUUGCUUGCAUAAAUACGUUGAGUAAAGAUGUUCAGUUGGGCUUACUUCCCCCCUCCCCCUUUUUUUCUGGGGUAGAAAUGUUAUUACUUGAUUGUGGUAUUGAGUUAUAAUAAAUUAAUAGAAUCGUUCUCAUAAA
Ananas comosus (pineapple) is the source of this 1204-nucleotide messenger RNA. RefSeq names its product peroxidase 11. The coding region runs from base 11 to 1024 and encodes 337 amino acids. Gene Ontology annotation, biological process: hydrogen peroxide catabolic process; response to oxidative stress. Gene Ontology annotation, molecular function: peroxidase activity; heme binding. The transcript is spliced from 4 exons. Lineage: Eukaryota; Viridiplantae; Streptophyta; Magnoliopsida; Poales; Bromeliaceae. The record is from RefSeq and is a predicted model, not a curated record.